AUGGCUAUCAGUAGAGCUCGCAUGUGCACUAACAGGCUUCAGAAUUCGAUUCGACUGCAGCGCAGGGAAAUUGCUGGCUUCUUGCGGGAGGGAAGAGAAGAAGGUGCAAGGCUAAAGGCGGAACACUUGUUACGCGAGUACAGGCUAGAGAGGGCAAUGGAGAUCCUUGUGACUGUCUGCGAGCUGCUUAUUUCAAGACUAAGCUAUUUGGCAACAGAGAGAAUCUGUCCUCCUGAUUUGCUUUCCCCGAUUCAUAGCCUUCUGUACUGUAUCGACGAAUUAGCGGCCGUCAGGAAACAGUUUGCAGUGAAGUAUGGGGAGGCCCUCGUGGAGGCCGCCGUGAAGAAUGCAAAGCAAGAAGUACACUUCAAACUCGUGCAUGCCUUGUCACUUGCGCCACCACUGGAGUUCGAUCUUCAGCAGCUGCUCUGUGGAAUUGCCAAGGAGUACCUUAUUUCUGACUGGAAACCCAGUAUAGCCCUGGAUGCGAGUCCGGCGUGCGAUUUCAUCCCCCGGCCGUCAAUGGAGUCGAACCACUCUAGGGCCCAUCCAAAUAGCCCUCCUUCUUUCCCAGAGGUCCAGCGGCAGCGGCAGUUGCCAUGCCGCAAACAUGGGCAGCAAGGCACUGAUUCCCUCGUUGCUGGCAGGCUUGCCACUCGCCAGGUACCGGGGCCACCCUCGUCAGUUGAGGCUCCCGUCCGCGUUCCUGGCCGCCGUUCUAAUGGGGAUCCAAAGCCCUCCCCCACUGGAGCCAAUGCCCACCAGCAACUUGUGGGAGAAGCUCCAACAUGCCAGGCACACGCCCUGCAGUCAGCUGCACUGCACGAAGAAGAGAUGGGCUUUCCUUCACUACACCCACCCCCUCAUGCGAAACCAACAUACUCGGGUGGAGCUGCUUCUGAGAGCGUGCUUCUGCACAAGAUUGAAUAUAAAACCACACCAGAGCAAGACGAGUGCAUCCUCGACAUUGACAGGCAUUGCAGCGACGCUCGGCUACAGGAAGAUUGCGUGACGCCACUUCAGCAGGAAAUACCUCUUGGCUCGUGGCCAUAUCCAAUAAGUGCAGUACGGCCUGCACCCAGUAGCGCUCAGCUAGCGUGGCAACAAAGAAACAUAGCUGAAGGCCAAGUCACAGGUCCUGUUACCCAUGACUGCACGGGAACAUCCAAGGUCAGCUUAUCACUACCGAACCCUUCCGACUCAGAUGCGGUGCUACUAAAAAACGGCUUCUCUUGCAUCCCGAUACCCGUUGCUGCAAUGCCUGCAUUUUUUCCAGUGUAA
Molecule: messenger RNA, 1281 nt
Organism: Eimeria necatrix
Lineage: Eukaryota; Apicomplexa; Conoidasida; Eucoccidiorida; Eimeriidae
Exons: 10
Coding region: 1-1281 (426 amino acids)
Biological process (GO): protein transport
Source: RefSeq, a predicted model, not a curated record